AUGUAAACUAAAGAGAAUAAGUAAAAAUUUUGCGCUCAUUUUUUUAGUUCCUCACUUUCUACGAAAUAUAUCAAAUCUGAUGGUAUUCGUAAAUUAGUUGAUUUAACUAAUUAUGAAACUAUACGAUAAUAGCAAAAAAUGUAGAUGAAAUAUACCAUCAGCCAUUAAUAUUAAAAAAUUCUUGGAAGAUUGCCAGAUGCUAAAUUUUUUAAUCCAAAAUCUGAAUCUUAUGUCUCUUAUCCUUGCUAUAAUGAGAAAUAUUUACAAUUUCCUAAAGAAAUAUUAUCUAAGCUAAAAAAAAGGGUACAAUUUACUUUAAAUUCAGACAUAAGAUGAUGAUUGCGAUACUGAUGAGGAAGUCAAAUAGCAUUCCAUAAAUCAUAAUGUAACAGAAAUUCUGAAGUCAUUAUCUGCGAUAAAUAAAAAAUCAUAUGAAACAUCAGAAUAUUUAUGA
This is a messenger RNA of Paramecium sonneborni, 454 nucleotides long. Lineage: Eukaryota; Ciliophora; Oligohymenophorea; Peniculida; Parameciidae. The record is from the annotation of a GenBank genome assembly.